Ustilaginoidea virens is the source of this 582-nucleotide messenger RNA. RefSeq lists its product as uncharacterized. Gene Ontology annotation, molecular function: peroxiredoxin activity. The coding region runs from base 1 to 582 and encodes 193 amino acids. The record is from RefSeq and is a predicted model, not a curated record. Lineage: Eukaryota; Fungi; Ascomycota; Sordariomycetes; Hypocreales; Clavicipitaceae. The transcript is spliced from 3 exons.
AUGAGACUUCCAUACGUCUCCAACCCCCCGCCAGCAUGCUCUCCCGAAGAAGCAGACAUCGUAAAGCGUAUUGAGGCUCGCCGCGCUCCUCGGCCUCUGCAACCCCUCGAUCUCGCUCUUCUGCACUCCCCUCCUUUGGCCGAUGGCUGGAAUUCCUUCCUCGGUGCCGUGAGGACAAAGACGUCUCUGGGCGCUGACCUCAGAGAACUUGCCAUUUCUCGCGUAGCAGUCUGCAACAGGGCUUGGUAUGAGUGGAAGCACCAUGCGCCGUUGGCGGCAGAGGCGGGGGUCAGCAAGGAGGCUCUCGAGGUGGUCAAGAGAGACGGGGAGUUUCGACAGUCGGAGAAGCCUGCGGAGCUAAGCGAGAAGCAGUGGGCCGUGCUGGUCUACGCAGAUGAGAUGACGAGAAACGUCCAGGUCGGGGAUGAGACGUUCCGGCAACUCAAAUCCUUGUUUAGCGAUAAAGAAGUGGUUGAAAUCACUGGAACUGUCGCCGCUUAUAACUGCGUAAGCCGGUUUUUGGUGGCUCUUGACGUUGGCGAGAGUAACGGUACUGGACCAGACGAUGUUGCGACUCAUUAA